Messenger RNA from Helianthus annuus (common sunflower), 702 nucleotides. RefSeq lists its product as uncharacterized. Gene Ontology annotation, molecular function: DNA helicase activity. The transcript has 2 exons. The coding region runs from base 1 to 702 and encodes 233 amino acids. The record is from RefSeq and is a predicted model, not a curated record. NCBI's taxonomy places the organism in Eukaryota, Viridiplantae, Streptophyta, Magnoliopsida, Asterales, Asteraceae. Gene Ontology annotation, biological process: DNA repair; telomere maintenance.
AUGAGUGACCGCAGAUGUUUUGAAUCUUUAGACAGGACACUGAGAGAUGUUCUAGGGGAAACAAUGAAGCUAUUUGGGGGCAAAUCUAUACUACUUGGUGGAGAUUUCAGACAAACACUUCCGGUGAAACCAAAAGCAUCGCGUUCCGAGAUUAUAGACUCUACGUUGCCUAGAUCAUAUUUAUGGGACAACUUUACAGUUUGCAGGUUGAACGAGAACAUGCGAGUAGCGACAAGUACACAAAAUUCACAAGACACACAAGUUAUUUCGCAUUUUGCCUCAUGGUUGCUAAGUGUGGGAGAUGGUGUGGUCGGUCAACCAGAUGUCGAUGACCCUUGCAACGCACACAUCAUUCAAAUUCUGCCAAAAUUUCUAAUACAUCCAGAACACAAUGGGCUUGAUUCUUUAAUUCGCUUCAUCUAUGACGACACCGUUUUUACCAACCCAUCGGCGGAAAACCUAUCUGACAGAGCAAUCGUUUGUCCAAGGAACGACACAGCUGAACAAAUCAAUGAAUUGGUACUUAAACUGACACCCGGAGAAUGUACAUCAUAUAUUAGUGUUGACCCAAUGAUCCCACAUGCACAAAAUAGAGGUGACAUAGACAUUUUGUAUCCUCAGGAAUAUUUAAAUCAGCUAAAUUUCAACGGACUUCCACCACAUAAGCUUAAUCUAAAGCUUUUGUUAAAAAUAUACUGCUAG